This is a messenger RNA of Saccostrea echinata, 2265 nucleotides long. RefSeq names its product splicing factor 1-like. Gene Ontology annotation, cellular component: nucleus. The transcript is spliced from 13 exons. Gene Ontology annotation, molecular function: zinc ion binding; mRNA binding. Gene Ontology annotation, biological process: regulation of mRNA splicing, via spliceosome. The record is from RefSeq and is a predicted model, not a curated record. The coding region runs from base 61 to 1866 and encodes 601 amino acids. NCBI's taxonomy places the organism in Eukaryota, Metazoa, Mollusca, Bivalvia, Ostreida, Ostreidae.
UUAACUCCGCCACCUAUCGGUAGACGACAGUGUAACGUCCUGUUUCACAAAAAAAUCUCGAUGUUUGGAACUCCUGGAACCAAGAGACCUGCAGACUAUGGAUCGGGUUCACCAUCAUCAUGGACUCCUGAUGGCACACCUGGUGGGGAUAGGAAGAAGAAACGAAAAAGUAGAUGGGCACAGGAGAAUGAGAUUGAUAAGACCAUCAUACCGGGCAUGCCCACAGUAAUUCCAACUGGGCUGUCCGGUGACCAGGAGAAACAGUACCUUUUGCAUCUUCAAAUAGAGGAAGUUAGUCGUAGACUACGAACAGGAGACUUGGGCAUCUCAGCUAAUCCAGAAGAAAGGUCACCUUCUCCAGAGCCAAUCUAUAACAAUGAAGGCAAGAGACUAAACACCAGAGAAUAUAGGACCCGUAAAAAUCUAGAGGAGGAGAGACAUCGUCUAGUUCAGCAAGCCAUCGCCCUCAAUUGUGACUAUAAACCACCAGCAGAUUACAAGCCUCCAAUUAUUCGAGUGAAUGACAAAGUCAUGAUACCACAGGAUGAACAUCCUGAGAUCAACUUUGUGGGACUCCUUAUUGGACCAAGAGGAAACACUCUUAAAAAUUUAGAGAAAGAUACUGGAGCAAAAAUUAUCAUUCGAGGUAAAGGUUCAGUGAAAGAGGGAAAAAUAGGCAGAAAGGAUGGUCAACCAUUACCUGGUGAAGAUGAACCACUCCAUGCUUAUGUAACAGCUAACAAUCCAGAGAAUGUCAAAAAAGCAGUGGAGAAGAUCAAGGAAAUCAUACUUCAAGGUAUUGAGGUUCCUGAGGGACAAAAUGACUUGCGACGUCAGCAGCUUAGAGAACUGGCCCUACUAAAUGGAACUCUAAGAGAAAAUGAUGGCCUUGCGAAACUUAAACAGUUACAACAGGCCCAGAACAUCAUUACCAAUACCAUCAUAUGUUCAUUGUGUGGGGGCACUGGUCAUAUAGCACAGGACUGUAAAUCUAAAAAACCUGGUGACUCUUUCAAGAAUUAUCCACAGAAUGGAAACCCUGUGUCUCAAGCUGACAAAGCUAAAAUGGACAGCGAGUACAUGUCCCUGAUGGCCGAGUUAGGAGAGGGUCCACCUCCACCCAAGACUCAGACACAGCCCACCCCAGCAGUACAGUCCUUUAGACCCUCCUUUGGUCAGCCUCCUCCAAACCCUAUGGCAAUAAAUCCACCAUGGCAGCAGCAAGCUCGUCCACCACCACCACAAGUGGUGUCCAACAUCAGUCUCAGCACACCAGUACAGACAUCCCAGACUACCACCCAGCCACCUGUCAGUUACAAUAUACAGGGCGUACAGCCCCCAAUGGGAAUUUCAACAAGUAUUCAGCAACCAGUGGGCAUGCAGCAGUCUGGACACAUGCAUAUGCCGCCUGGACAGAUGCCAGCCCCUGUGGCACCACCCUCACAUUACACAUCAGCAGCAGGUCCAGUGCCACCUCCCUGGCAGUCAAACACAAUGGUAUCACAAAACAGUGCUAUGUCUUCUGCAGGAGGGGGUGUCCCACCUCCAUCUUUGCUGUCUGCGCCACCUCCACCACCACCAAGCAGCCAGCCUCCAGGAUCAUGGAUGCAGCAAGCCCAAGGUGUACCACCGCCACCCCCCAUAACAUCAGCCUCACCAUGGCAACCGGCACCACCUCCUCCAAACAGUAUGCCCCCUUGGCAAGCUCCACCACCAAUGCCAAGUGGUGUUGCACCUCCUCCACCACCCCCACCUGGCCAACAAGGGUACAAUCCCAUGGCAGUACCCCCACCUCCGCCUCCAGGAGGAAUUGAUAUGAAUACCCUAGGCAUGCUUGGGGCUCCACCACCUCCUCCUCCAAGCUGAGGAUGAUCUCUUCAUAAAAAUGGAAGUGCUGAAGAGUAAUAUGUUAUGCAAGACCUUAAAGUUAAAGAAAAAUGGAAAAACAGCCUUGUCAUUGACCUGAUUUUUUUUUUCUCAUGUAGAUUAUUUUUAAUUUUACUGGUUUAGUCUGAAGAAAAUCUUAUAUUAGGUAUACCAUUUUGUCUUUGAGUUUAUCAUGUGUACAUAUGGUUGGUUCAUUAAAUUAUUAUCUGUAUAUCUGAUAAUUUUUACAAAUCAAUUGUCUAGCUAUAGAAAUGAUUCUAAAUUUAUGAGGAUGGGUUCCUACAGUAAAAAUGGAUUUAAUUAUUAUGUCACCAUAUUGAUUUACAUAUAUCUGAUGCACAUGUGGAAUAAAUAUGUUUUUUUAAAAGACAAAAUGUU